Molecule: messenger RNA, 1214 nt
Organism: Oryza brachyantha (malo sina)
Lineage: Eukaryota; Viridiplantae; Streptophyta; Magnoliopsida; Poales; Poaceae
Exons: 1
Coding region: 152-949 (265 amino acids)
Source: RefSeq, a predicted model, not a curated record
UCACAACCUUGUCGUCAAAAAGGCGCCCCCCUCUCCUCUCCUCUCUUCUUCCUCCUCCUCCUCCUCCUCAGCCAUCACCAAACCCACACGCUUCCCAAAAUCCAACCCAAUCUCCCUCUCUCUCCCCAUUUCCCCGCGCGGCCGCGGCGCCAUGAUCAUCAAGACUCUCAAGGCGCGCAUCUUGCGCGCGCUCAAGUCGUCCCUCCCGGCGGCCGCGGCCGCGUCCCCGCCGCCGUCGCCGACCAAGCCGGGGCGAGCGGUGGGCGUUGUGGUGGUCGCGGCGGCGGCGGACGCGUUGUCGGACGACGCGUCCUUCUUUGACGCCCACGAGACCCCGACCAAGAACUCCGCGGAGCCGAUUGACGACUGGGAGCUCGUCGGCGAGGAUGGUCGGGUCGGCGAUGGUGCCGCGGCGGCGGCGGAGGAGGAGGAUUCUCUCAGGGGGUUCCCUGCCAGGUGCCCGCCGGGCGGGGAGGGGGCGGUGGUGCUCUACACCACCACGCUCCGCGGCAUCCGCAAGACGUUCGAGGACUGCAACGGCGUGCGCGCGCUGCUGGAGAACCUCGACGUCGCGUUCCAGGAGCGGGACGUGUCCAUGGACAGGGGGCUCCGGGACGAGCUCUGGUCCCUCCUCGGGGAGAAGGCCGUGCCCCCGCGCCUGUUCGUCCGCGGCCGCGACGUCGGCGGCGCGUCCCAGGUGCUUGCCCUCCACGAGGACGGCCGCCUCGUCGCCCUCCUCUCGCCGGGCACCAAGACCCGGAGCCACGGCGCCGCCGCCGCCGACGGGGGCGGCACCGGCGGCAAGUGCGAUGCCUGCGGGGGCCUCAGGUUCGUGGUGUGCCGCGAGUGCGACGGCAGCCGCAAGGUGUUCGACGGCGAGCGCGGCCGCGGCGUGCGGUGCCGCGGCUGCAACGAGAAUGGCCUCGUCAUGUGCACGCUUUGCUUGUAGCUGCGCACCGCGCACGGCGCAAGCAAAGGGUAAUUAAUUAGCGGUUAAAUUGUCAAUUACCCACCUCCCUUUUCACUUACUGUAAUGAAAUCUGCUUCUAUUUUACUAGUAAAUUACCACUCCUCUUAAUGUUCUUGAGUGUGUGCUUGAACUUAGUGGUUGGCCUGUCAUGUACAUAAACUACUUCACUACUUGCUUCAGUUAAACUACAUAUUUGAAUGUGAUGUAUAUAUGCUAGUUUAGAUGUCAAUUUCAGAACCUUUAA